Messenger RNA from Musca vetustissima, 919 nucleotides. RefSeq lists its product as uncharacterized. NCBI's taxonomy places the organism in Eukaryota, Metazoa, Arthropoda, Insecta, Diptera, Muscidae. The record is from RefSeq and is a predicted model, not a curated record. The annotation marks the transcript as partial. The transcript is spliced from 3 exons.
AUGGCUGCAUCCGAGCCACCAGAACCACCACCGCGUAAUCCGGAACGCAUUAAUGCCACACUACACAAGUUGGCCGAAUCAAAAAAUAUCAAGUCAUUAGAUUCCAGUGCACUCAAUGACAAAACCGUCAAUAAUAAUAAACCUUUGAAAACGAUAUUGUCAUUGGAUAAUACAACAACAACAGCAGCAGCGGCAGUAGCAGGAAACGCGCAAACAGUGUCUGUGGCAGCCACAACGAUAGUAACAAGUACGACAACGACAGCUGGCGCGGCAUUCGUUGCAACAACAUCUGUGGCAUCUUCAACGACAACUACAACUACGGUUGGUGGAACAAACAAAUUUGCUGCCAGCUCCAAUAACGCCCAAUCACCCUCAUCGGCCACAGCAGCCGCCUCACAACAACAACAACAACAGCCACCACCACACAAUGAUUUAACACCGAGUGGUGAAAGCAUCACAUCGCCUUUAAGCUCAAAUGGUAGCAGCCAUACUCUAACAUCACCAAUGACUAUUGAUAAUCAGCAACAACAACAACAGCAGCAACAUCGUCUCAAUUUUCCCUAUCCUCCUGCGAAAGGUAAUAACAGCAGCAGCAAUAAUAGCAACAGUUGUGGUGGUGGUGGUACAGAUACCACUACAGCUAUACCACACCAUAUGACCCAACAAUUGAAUGGUGGCAGCCAGCGUAGUGGCGUUGGUGGCCUUCUAAACGAACAACAACAGCAGCAGCAACAACAACAGAAUCAUCAUCUAGCCAAUGGCAGUACCAGUAGUGGAGGUAGUGUCAGUGCCGGUUCGGCAUCAUCGACCAACAGCAAUCACAGUAACACAAGUCUGAAUGCUGCCAACGUUUACAAUUCCAAUAACAUUAACAGCAACAAUUCACCAGCAUCGGGAUCAAAUAUUCAUCCAACAUUAG